ACAACACAAGAUUUUUGUGAACUCCCAGCUAAUGAGGUUUUUAUAUUUGCAUAUUCACUACUGUUUCUCAUAAGUCUGGUGCUGAACUGCAUCACCAUGCGGGUGUAUUUCUGCACCAAUCAGCGUAUCCAGUCCAGUGUCACAGUCUACAUGAAGAACCUCGUUGCAGCUGACUUUUUCCUUUGCCUUUGUUUACCUUUGCGCAUUGCUGCGUAUGCUAAUAAUUCAGGGAUGAUAAACAAUAUUUACUGCAGCUUUGGAGCAACAGCACUCUAUAUAAACAUGUAUGCAAGCAUUUUCUUCAUGGACUUUAUUGCUGCAAACAGAUACCUAAAGAUUGUCCGGCCAGUGGAGACUCAUGCUCUACAGACAGUUCGUACCGCCCACUACAUUUCUGCAGGAACUUGGCUGUGCUUGUUAACCAUGGCUUCCAUCUACUUGAUCCUUUUUCUGCAGAACUUCGGGGGUCAAAUGCCUGAUGCGUUUACUUGUGAAUCCCAGAACAGUUCCCAUCUCAGUGUGACCUACAAAAUCAUCCACUGUGUGACCUUUGCAGGCUUCAUUUUUGUCCUGGUAUCUCUGAUUCUUCUAUACUGGAAGACUCACCAAAAGCUCAGACAAGUUCAGUCCUCUUCACGGGUCAGUUCCAGAAGUCAAACAUUUAAAACUGUUGAGCACAACAUGCUAGUGCUAGUGGUCAUUUUCUGUGUGUGCUUUGUUCCAUAUCACCUGGUGAAACUACCAUACAUAUUCAUUGAACCCCUGCUGCACGAUUGUACAGCAGCCCAGCCAUUCUACAUCCUGAAGGAGCUCACCAUCGUGUUAGCAGCACUAAAUGCCUCAUUGGAUCCACUCAUGUACUUUUUCUUUUGCAAGACCUUUAGAUCACAUUUGAAAUGUACUGCAAGGAGUCGCUAA
Carassius gibelio (silver crucian carp) is the source of this 918-nucleotide messenger RNA. Its product is annotated as P2Y purinoceptor 14-like. Gene Ontology annotation, biological process: G protein-coupled receptor signaling pathway. The transcript is spliced from 2 exons. The record is from RefSeq and is a predicted model, not a curated record. NCBI's taxonomy places the organism in Eukaryota, Metazoa, Chordata, Actinopteri, Cypriniformes, Cyprinidae. The coding region runs from base 97 to 918 and encodes 273 amino acids. Gene Ontology annotation, cellular component: membrane. Gene Ontology annotation, molecular function: G protein-coupled purinergic nucleotide receptor activity.